UAAUCACUUUUUCGUAAUUACAUACAAUGUCCCCAUUAACUCCUCUUCCUGUCUAAAUUAUUCGGUUAUGAUAAGCGAAUAAAAAAAAAAAAAUUAUUACCCCCCAAAAAAAGGAAAAAACAGAGAAAAGGGAUCGCGCAAUUUUGCAAAUCAGCGAUAUAAUUUCUUGUGUGGGAUUCGUUCGAGUGAGACUCUGAGAGAGAGAGAGAGACGACAGCUUCCAUUUUUUCUGUCUCUCUUCUCCUUCUCGAACUACAAUCAAAUUCGAGUGUUGGGGUGUAAAUUACGAAUCUUUUUUUGUCGGAAGAAAAAAAAAAAAAAAUUAUUUCCGUUUCUGGGGUUUUCUUCUUGAUAUUGAUCUUUUUCUCUGAUCUGAUCAUCAUUGUGUAUGGAUUCUCAGAUGGGUUUCUAAUUCUAGGGUUUAUUGCAAAAAUUUCUUUACUUUUGGAGCUUCUCUGUUUUUGUAUUUUUUUUUCUCUCUCUCUCUCAACCUCAGUUAUGGCUUGGAAUGAGACCAAACUCAAGAGGCUUUAUCAAGUUUGGAGGGGAAGCAAUAAAUUUCUAUGUGGCGGGAGGUUAAUCUUUGGUCCAGAUGCAUCAUCUCUAUAUCUAUCAACCAUCUUGAUCCUAGGUCCCGCUGUGAUGUUCUUUGUCAAAAUGUACAUGAAAAUGGCUGAUCCUCUUACCAAGAACCCAAAUAUUUGUAUUCCAAUCCUCUCCGUGUCUUGGAUACUCACCAUUCUGGUUAUAUUUUUCCUAUUGAUGACGUCUAGUAGAGAUCCUGGAAUUGUGCCAAGAAGUUUAAGGCCACCGGAAUCAGAUGACGCACCGGAUUCAACUACUCCGUCCAUGGAAUGGGUUAGCGGUAGAACCCCAAAUAUAAGAUUACCAAGGGUCAAAGAUGUAACUGUUAAUGGACAUACAGUAAAAGUGAAGUUCUGUGACACUUGUUUGCUUUACCGUCCACCUCGAGCUUCUCAUUGUUCCAUUUGCAACAACUGUGUCCAGAGAUUUGAUCAUCACUGUCCUUGGGUUGGCCAAUGCAUUGGAGUGCGAAAUUACCGAUUCUUCUUCAUGUUCAUAUCAACAUCAACCACUCUGUGCAUAUAUGUGUUUGUGUUUUCUUGGUUGAACAUAUUUCAAAGACAUACGGAUGAGAAGAUUAGCAUCUGGAAAGCUAUAUCCAAAGAUGUUCUAUCGGAUAUUCUCAUAGUUUACUGCUUCAUUACCGUUUGGUUUGUCGGAGGACUCACAAUAUUUCAUUCCUAUCUCAUCUGCACUAACCAGACUACUUAUGAGAAUUUCCGAUACCGUUAUGAUAAGAAAGAGAAUCCAUACAACAAGGGAGUUUUAGGGAACAUAUGGGAAAUAUUUUUGUCUAAGAUCCCUCCAUCAAUGAACAAGUUUAGGUCAUUUGUGAAGGAAGAAGAUUACAUGAUGAUGGUUGAGACUCCUACUUCAAACCUAGGUGAAAGUCUUGUUAGCUCCAAGGAGAAGAUCGAUAUAGAAAUGGGAGGAGGAAAGAUUGUUGAUGAGAGUGGGAAGAGCUACUCACUCCCUGAGAUUCUCCGGAAUCUAAACUAUGAAGAUCUCGAGGAUGAUUGUGAGGAAGAUGACUUGAAGGCUAAGGAUCAUCACCACCACCAUCACCAUCAACAUAAUACUAAUGAAGGAAUCAUCCCUUCUUUUAACCCGUUUUUCACAAAUGAGAAUGGUAGUAGUAACAAAGAUGAGAGAAGUGGAGAAGAAGAAGAAUCAGGAAGAUCUUCAAGUGAUGAUGGAAAACGCGGUCGAGUCUCCAUUGAAGAUGAAGAGAAAGUUGAAGGGUAUGAACGAAAUUGGAAUACAGAUAAAGGUAUGAAUAUAAACGCAGGAUCUGAAGAUGGAACAAGCUCUCCUCAAUCCACUUCUCCAAUGCUUCGUAAAUAGAGAGAAGGACUUGAAGCUGGAGAGAAAUGGGAGAUUUGUGCUUUUAUAAUUCUUUUAAUUGUGUUUCAUAUAAUUGUGGGAAGCAAACAAAAUCCAAGAAAUAACAAUCAUUUUAGGACUUGUGAGUUUGAGCUUCUAGAUUUUUCAUUUUUAUUUCUCAGAUUUUUAGUUGUAUUUAUAUAUAUAUAUAUAUAUAUAUAUAUAUAACCAGAGAAUGGCUCAUCUGGAAAAAUCACCAGCAUCACAUAUUUUUUUCUCUUUUUUUUGUUUUUCCUUAUAAAAAAGAUUUGGACCACGACUUGUAACGUAUACUGUUGUCGGAAUUAUUUUUCUCUUAUUUUA
Molecule: messenger RNA, 2271 nt
Organism: Camelina sativa (false flax)
Lineage: Eukaryota; Viridiplantae; Streptophyta; Magnoliopsida; Brassicales; Brassicaceae
Product: putative protein S-acyltransferase 4
Biological process (GO): protein targeting to membrane; peptidyl-L-cysteine S-palmitoylation
Cellular component (GO): Golgi apparatus; endoplasmic reticulum
Molecular function (GO): protein-cysteine S-palmitoyltransferase activity
Source: RefSeq, a predicted model, not a curated record